This is a messenger RNA of Amphimedon queenslandica, 579 nucleotides long. RefSeq names its product small nuclear ribonucleoprotein Sm D3-like. The coding region runs from base 94 to 489 and encodes 131 amino acids. Gene Ontology annotation, cellular component: spliceosomal complex. The record is from RefSeq and is a predicted model, not a curated record. Lineage: Eukaryota; Metazoa; Porifera; Demospongiae; Haplosclerida; Niphatidae. Gene Ontology annotation, molecular function: RNA binding. Gene Ontology annotation, biological process: spliceosomal snRNP assembly; RNA processing. The transcript has 3 exons.
GAUUAAUUCCUGCAAUUAAUUUACCACGUGUAAACAAAUCAGAGGGUUGGUCUCCUCAGGUUUCUCUCUGCUAGUACUUUCAACAAUUUCUUGAUGUCAAUUGGUAUUCCUAUUAAGCUCCUCCACGAGGCUGAGGGUCACAUUGUGACUCUGGAGACGGUUAUGGGUGAGAUUUAUCGUGGGAAGCUCCUCGAAGCUGAAGACAAUAUGAACUGUCAGCUACAGAACGUGACAGUUACCAACAGAAGUGGACAGGUUUCUCAACUGGAGCAAGUGUUUGUACGUGGUAGUAUGAUACGGUUUCUUAUUGUCCCUGACAUGCUUAAGAACGCUCCUAUGUUUAAACCUAAGUCAGGAGCUAAGGGACUUGCAGCCGGAGCUGGGAAAUCAGCCAUGAUAAGGGCACAAGCCGGUAUACGUGGGCGUGGUUCAAGAGGGCGUGGCGGCCCGCCCAUGAUGAGAGGUGGAUUCAGAGGUGGAAUGAGAUAGAGAGAGAGAUAGUAGGAUGGAACUGAUCAUUUUUGUGUAUCAUUUAUUUGAUUAUUAUAAUCGUUCAUUUUCCGUGGUUUUUCUUCUCAA